AUGUACAUGCAGAACGCGGUGGUGCUUAUAACGAACCUGCAGCAUGUGGUGGCUGCUCUUAUAACGAACCUGCAGCAUGUGGUGGCUGCUCUUAUAACGAACCUGCAGCAUGUGGUGGCUGCUCUUAUAACGAACCUGCAGCAUGUGGUGGCUGCUCUUAUAAAGAACCUGCAGCAUAUGGUGGCUGCUCUUAUAACGAACCUGCAGCAUGUGGUGGCUGCUCUUAUAACGAACCUGCAGCAUGUGGUGGCUGCUCUUAUAACGAACCUGCAGCAUGUGGUGGCUGCUCUUAUAACGAACCUGCAGCAUGUGGUGGCUGCUCUUAUAACGAACCUGCAGCAUGUGGUGGCUGCUCUUAUAACGAACCUGCAGCAUAUGGUGGCUGCUCUUAUAACGAACCUGCAGCAUGUGGUGGCUGCUCUUAUAACGAACCUGCAGCAUGUGGUGGCUGCUCUUAUAACGAACCUGCAGCAUGUGGUGGCUGCUCUUAUAACGAACCUGCAGCAUGUGGUGGCUGCUCUUAUAAAGAACCUGCAGCAUAUGGUGGCUGCUCUUAUAACGAACCUGCAGCAUGUGGUGGCUGCUCUUAUAACGAACCUGCAGCAUGUGGUGGCUGCUCUUAUAACGAACCUGCAGCAUGUGGUGGCUGCUCUUAUAACGAACCUGCAGCAUGUGGUGGCUGCUCUUAUAACGAACCUGCAGCAUGUGGUGGCUGCUCUUAUAACGAACCUGCAGCAUAUGGUGGCUGCUCUUAUAACGAACCUGCAGCAUGUGGUGGCUGCUCUUAUAACGAACCUGCAGCAUGUGGUGGCUGCUCUUAUAACGAACCUGCAGCAUGUGGUGGCUGCUCUUAUAACGAACCUGCAGCAUGUGGUGGCUGCUCUUAUAACGAACCUGCAGCAUGUGGUGGCUGCUCUUAUAACGAACCUGCAGCAUGUGGUGGCUGCUCUUAUAACGAACCUGCAGCAUGUGGUGGUUCUUGAGGAAGGAAAGCACGGAGAAGGCGGAGCUGAGACGCAGGGAAAAGUAUAG
Molecule: messenger RNA, 1032 nt
Organism: Closterium sp. NIES-65
Lineage: Eukaryota; Viridiplantae; Streptophyta; Zygnematophyceae; Desmidiales; Closteriaceae
Source: the annotation of a GenBank genome assembly